AACUGCACUUCCGGUGAUCUCAGCGCUAGAAUGGCUGCGGUUUUUACGUGUUGUUUGGGCUGCUGCGGGGAUGGCGGACCGGGUCAUGCUCCCCUCAAAGAAAUGCCAACCGUACAUUUAGACACGCAUCAUAUGGGGACGGAUGUGGUCAUAGUGAAAAGCGGGAGGCGGAUCUGUGGAACUGGAGCCUGUCUCGCCAACGCCCCUUUACACCAGAACAAGAGCUAUUUUGAGUUCAAGAUCCAGUCCACGGGUGUAUGGGGGAUCGGUGUGGCGACACAGAAAGUAAAUUUGAACCAGGUGCCGCUGGGUCGAGACAGUCACAGUUUGGUGCUAAGACAUGAUGGCUCCAUAUACCACAACAAUGAGGAGAAAAAUCGACUGCCUGCCAACAGUCUGCCACAGGAGGGAGAUGUAGUGGGACUGACCUAUGACCAUGUGGAACUGAACUUGUAUUUGAAUGGAAAAAACAUGCAUUGUCCAGCCUCAGGAAUUCGAGGGACAGUAUUCCCUGUAGUUUAUGUGGAUGACAGUGCCAUCAUAGACUGCCAGUUCAGUGAUUUCUACCAUACUCCACCUGAAGGCUUUGAAAAGAUUCUGUUCGAACAGCAGAUCUUUUGAAUCUGAAGCUGUGUGUGCAUACACAGCGUAAAGUGGAUCUGUGUGCCUGGCAGCACAUAGUUGUGUCCUCUUUCAAUGUUGCUUCUGCCUUUGCUGUUACUACUGCUGCUCUUGUCCGUCUGGAAGAUGAACCGGGUGUGUGUACACACAAGGCAGAGAGAAUCUCUAAUCUAGAUCAAUGGCACCUAACCCUGUUCCUGGAGGAUCCCUGCGGUACACAUUUUGAAUGUCUUGAAUCAACUCCUCAGCUCUUUAAGGAAGACAUCCAAAAUGUGUAAGGUUGAGGAUCCCUGAGGAACAGGGUUGGGAAACACUUCACUUAAGCACUGAAGACACUUACUGAUGUCAACUUUCUGGAUUGGGUGAGAGAGGUGUGUAUCUUUUUAUUUAAUGUUAGUGUACAGUGAUCAGGUUUGUGCUGUCUUUAUUUGAUUUGAAUUACAUUAGAUUUUCCUCUUAUAUGUACACAAAUAUCAACUCUCUUGAACGAAAGGCUUGUAUUUGCACUAGUUAUUGGUCUUUGAGAAUCAAACCAAAACUCUGUGUUAAAAUAAGUUUUGAUGUGUGAUGAUUUUUGACGAAUCUGUUACUGUCAUUGCCUUUCCUCUGAACUAGGCAAGUGUAUCUUUGUCCUGUUGAUAAAGUGCUAACUACAAUAGCAGUUAUUCACAUUAUUUUCCAGUGUAUUUUAUCGCUUUACCUCUGUGAUCUGUGAUCUUCUCUUUUUGCACAUAUUGAAGUGACUUAAGCUGGACAGGCUACAGUUUAAAAUACCCACCAACACUAUGAAGGGUUUGUUGUUGUCACCAGACCACACAUUGGUUAGAAUUUUUUCUUUUAAAUUUCCUAUAAAGUUUGUUUUUUAUUUUGUUAACAAUUAAUGUAUUAACUAUUAGCUAACAAAAACUGACCACUUGGCCUCAUAUCUUACCAGAACCCUUAAGCCAGGUUUAAGGCGUCUGGUUCCGGUAACUUUUUACUCGAAUAUACUAUUUAUCUUUACAGUAACUGACAACUCUUAACCAAAUUUAUCGGGCUAAUGCAGAGAUGUUGUUCUAUCAGUGCAAGUCAUCCAACUACAAACAGCAUGUAUCAUUUUUAUUCUAUACAAUUCAAUGCAAAUCUUACAUGCAGUAACUGAAAGGUAAUGUGUUUUCAGAAAAGGGUUACUAAAAUAUAUACACAGAAUUUUUGCCCACAGUAAGGAUUAAAAUGUUUCUUACUUUCCAGAAGUGCUCUAUUUACCCGAGGUAUUCUGUUCUUUUCAAACCUGUGUUAUAUGUUGACAUCAAUGGCCUAUCAACAAAUAAAGUAUUUUAAAAAAGUG
Molecule: messenger RNA, 1948 nt
Organism: Triplophysa rosa
Lineage: Eukaryota; Metazoa; Chordata; Actinopteri; Cypriniformes; Nemacheilidae
Gene: spryd7b
Product: SPRY domain containing 7b
Exons: 5
Coding region: 31-621 (196 amino acids)
Molecular function (GO): protein binding
Source: RefSeq, a predicted model, not a curated record